Messenger RNA from Trichosporon asahii var. asahii CBS 2479, 849 nucleotides. Its product is annotated as 2,4-dienoyl-CoA reductase. NCBI's taxonomy places the organism in Eukaryota, Fungi, Basidiomycota, Tremellomycetes, Trichosporonales, Trichosporonaceae. The transcript is spliced from 3 exons. The record is from RefSeq and is a predicted model, not a curated record. The coding region runs from base 1 to 849 and encodes 282 amino acids. Gene Ontology annotation, molecular function: 2,4-dienoyl-CoA reductase (NADPH) activity. Gene Ontology annotation, biological process: fatty acid catabolic process.
AUGAGCAAGAACACCUUCAGGGACGGCAUCUUCGAUGGCAAGGUGCUCUUCAUCACCGGCGGACGUACCGGCAUCGGAUACGACAUUGCGAAGAACAUGAUGCAGCUCGGCGCCAACGCCGUUAUUGUCGGUCGCGACGCCGAGGGACUCGCCAAGUCUGCCGCCAACCUCGAGCGUGAGGCUGGUAACGGCAAGAAGUGCAUCGCCGCUGCCGCCGACGUCCGUGACAAGAACCAGGUCCGCGCUGCCGUCUCCAAGACGCUCGAGGCGUUCGGCAAGAUCGACUUUGUCGUCUGCGCGGCCGCGGGCAACUUCCUCGUGCCCAUCGACGGCCUGUCCGAGAACGGCUUCAAGACCGUGAUCGACAUCGACCUGCUCGGCACCUACAACACGAUCAAGGCGACCCUGCACCCUCUGCGCGAGACGCAGGGCGCCUACAUCCACAUCUCGGCCACGCUGCACUACCGCGGUACGCCUUACCAGCCGCACGUCUCGGCGGCCAAGGCGGGCAUCGACGCGCUCUCCAACGUUCUCGCCGUCGAGGAGGGCCCGCGUGGCAUCCGCUCGAACGUCAUCGCCCCCGGCCCCAUUGGCGAGACGGAGGGCAUGAAGCGCCUCGGCACCAAGGGAUACGACCCCCGCAGCGUCAUCCCCCUCGGCCGCCAGGGAUACAAGCAGGAGAUCUCGGAUGCUGCCGUUUUCCUCUUCUCCGACGCUGGCAAGUACAUUACGGGCCAGACGCUCGUUGUCGACGGAGGACACCGCCACCUCACCCACGCCUCGCUCCCUUACCCCAUGAUGGUCCUCGAGCCCGAGAAGGUCAAGGAGAUGUUCCAGGGCAAGCUCUAA